UGUGUGAUCAACAAUGUUUCCAAAAAUAGAUCCAGCAACAAACAAUUUAGGGACAAUCGUUUAAUUGUGUUUGUUUAUGUGCAUCAAAUUUUUAUUUCUUAAAAAAAUGCGUUUUUUAUAAACGGUUUUCACGAUUAUUGCGAAAAAAAGCAAACAAAACGCAAAUUUAUAUGAAAUGAAUAUUAGAAACCUGUAUUCGUCAGCUACACUUAACAACCGAUAGGUGUCACUGCAUUCGUUAAACAAAACUAUGUACAGCGUGCUCCAAAUUUACGACAAAGUCCAGAUAUUUUUGGCAAAAACUGUAAAAUCGUAUCGUUGAACGACCUUACUUUGGAAUUUAAUGUUGUGUUUCAAAAAGAAUAGAAAAACAUGACGUUCAUUACGCAGAACUUAUAGUAACCUUGAAUUAAUUUUACUGAUAAUUUUGCGGUUGUAGACUUAUUAGCGUGGUUUUUAUUUACACCCACAAGCCUCCUCUUGGGAAUGAACUUUGAAAGCCAGUUCAUUUGCAGUCAUCUAAUCUGAGCAGCAGAUUGACAAUUGCGUAUUUGUUAAACUGUGUACAAAUACAGAAUCUACAGAAAUGGCUCAAAUUUUAAAAAAAGUUAAAUUUUCAAAAAUUUCUUUGUUACAUGUGCGACCAGCUUUUGUGCGGUUGUUUCCUUUGUGUUUAUUUGUGCAUGAUUGUAAAUGUAGACAAAUGAGUUUCAGAUCAGCGACCAGAACAUUAUUCCACAUGUCGGCUAGCCCUAAAGUGAUAAUUAUAGGGGCGGGUGCUGCCGGUAUAGCUGCUGCUUCUGUUCUCGUAGAAAAUGGAGUUAACGAUGUAAUAAUAUUAGAGGCCGAAAAUCGGAUUGGUGGCCGCAUUAACUCCGUGGAAUUCGAUGGUCGUACGGUAGAUCUAGGAGCACAAUGGUGUCACGGCGAAAAAGACAACAUUGUUUACAAGAUGACCAAAAAUUUAGACCUUUUGGGUUCAUCGGUCAACAACUACAAAGAUUUCACGUUUUACUCAUCAAAUGGUGAAGUUCUGGACAAAUCCCUUACCGAUGACUUCUGUGCAUUAGCCAAUAGUGUUUUCGAGAAUGAAGACCAUGCUUCGAAAUUCGGAGGGACAUUUGGACACUAUUUUAUUCACGAGUACACGAGGAACGUUAGCGAGAUCUUAUCAAAGAAACCGCGCGCGGAGGAAGUCUCUGAGUUGUUAUUAGAGUGGUUUCAUAAGGCUUGGAUGGGCUUGGAAGCUGCACAAGACUGGUUUUCCGUGUCUACUACAGGGCCGUAUCGCUACCAGGAGUGUGAAGGUGAUUUAUAUCUUCACUGGAAGAGUAAAGGCUAUACAACUAUUUUUGAUAUUUUAACUAAAAAGAUUCCUAAUCCUGUUAGAGAACUUCCGGUUAAAGAGAAAAUACUUUUCCGUAAAGAGGUAACCAAAAUAGUGUGGGAUUCGGGGAAUGACGUUACCGUCGAAUGCUCUGACGGUUCUUCGUAUACCUGUGACCAAUUGAUAGUGACUGUGUCUCUAGGGGUUCUAAAACAUAUGUUACACAAUUUUGUGCCACCUUUACCUGAUCAAAAACAAACAGCUAUUAAAUACAUGGCAUUUGGAAAUAUACACAAAAUUCUUUUAAAAUUUCCAAGUGCAUGGUGGCCCGCCGAUUCGAAAGGAUUUAGCUUUGUCUGGAACAAAGACGACAGGCAACAGAUCUUAAAAGACUUUGCUCAUGGACCUGUGAGCCAUGGACGGUUAUGGCUGGAAGAUAUCUAUGGUUUCUAUGUAAUCGAUGACCAGCCUAAUGUUCUUGUGGGAUGGCUGGUUGGCGAAAUGGUUGAAAAAGUCGAAAUGCUAUCUGAUGAUUUAGUAAUGGACGGAUGUAUGCAUCUUUUACGCAAGUUUGUCGGGAAAACGUUUGAUAUCACCCCACCGAAUGGAAUGUUGAGGUUUAACUGGAAAAACAAUCCCCAUUUUCGUGGUGCCUACUCAUAUAUGUCUCUAGAAACAGAAACAAACAAAAUUUCGAAUGAAGAUUUAGCUGAUCCUGUCAUUAAUAGUAAAAACAACAUCGUUUUGCUGUUUGCGGGAGAAGCUACUCAUUCUAAAUAUUACUCCACUGUUCAUGGGGCUAUUGAGACUGGAUUCCGAGAAGCAAAUCGAAUUAUAAAUAUUUACAAAUCUGCCAAGUUAAUUCAUCGUAAAGUGGCUAUUAUAGGCGCAGGAAUGGCUGGCUUAGGAGCCGCCACCACUCUGCUCAAGCUCGGAUGUUCCGAUUUCGCGCUAAUAGAAGCCCAGAAUAAGCCCGGGGGGCGCAUACACACCUUGAAGUUGGACGAUAACAUCCUCGAAUUAGGCGCUCAGUGGAUUCACGGCAGAGACAAUCCUCUGUACGAACUGGCUCGGGAGCACGACCUCCUGUCCGAAGUCACUUCCGAGGAAGGAUUAGGACUAUACAUUAGAGACAACGGAGAAGUUAUCGAUGGUGAUAUCGUCAAGAGAGUGGACUUCGAGGUCGGGCGGAUACUCGCAGAAUGCGAAGAGUUCCUCCGGGCGUCAGAUUACCCCAAUUCCGUGGGAGAAUACAUGGAAGCGAGAUUCGCCCAGUAUUUGCAGGAGUGUCAGGACUCAGACGACGUCAAAAAUAUUAAGCAGGACCUGUUCGAUUGGCAUGUACGGUUCCAGAUUAUCGAUAAUUCCUGCCGGGAUCUAAACCAGUUAUCGGCUAAAGGUUGGGGACAGUACAUCUGCAUAGAUGAUAAGGCACAUAUGAAUCUUAAAUGUGGGUUUGAUGAUUUAGUAGCAGUAUUAGUGGAUAGUUUACCGAAAAAUUCCCUCUUCCUGUCAACACCUGUUGCUGCAAUCCAGCGCGCCAGCUCGACCUUCGACACUAAUAGGAUAAUAUGUGAUAACGGCACUACAAUAACCUGCGACUACAUGAUUAUCACCCCUUCUCUAGGGGUCCUAAAGCGCCUAAAAAUCACCCCUCCGUUGCCGGCCGAACAUAGUCAAAGCAUCACCGAUUUGGGCUUCUACGGAAUCGGGAAAAUAUUCUUGGUGUUUGACCACAAGUGGUGGAGCGAAGAGGGGUUUCAGUUCGUUUGGGGGCGGAAUUCCCACUUAGAUGAUGAAAGUAGUUGGGUUAAAUAUAUUACAGGUUUUGAUCCAGUUGUGCACGGACGAAAUGUUUUGGUGGGUUGGGUUGGCGGCGAAGGAGUUAAAGUUAUGGAGAAUUUAAGUGAUGAAGAUGUUGGAAUUCACUGCACAAACUUAUUGAGGAGAUUCAUUUCCGACAGAACUAUUCCAAAUCCCAUCAAAGUUGUCAGAACGAGGUGGUGUUCAAAUCCCUGGGUCUUAGGAGGAUAUAGCCACAUCACUCCGGCUUGCGACCGAUCGGGCUCAGGAAUGCAUAAACUUUCAGAGCCCAUAUUUAUUGAUGGUAAACCACGAAUACUAAUAGCUGGUGAGGCGACGCAUCCUUCACAUUAUUCGACUAUCCAUGGCGCUUUCGAAUCUGGUCAGCAGCAAGCGAAAUUUUUGGCCCAGUAUUUAAUGAAAAAUUCGAAGCUGUAAAACUGUGCAAUAAAAAUUCUUCCGGAAA
This is a messenger RNA of Zophobas morio, 3596 nucleotides long. RefSeq names its product spermine oxidase-like. Gene Ontology annotation, molecular function: polyamine oxidase activity. The transcript has 7 exons. NCBI's taxonomy places the organism in Eukaryota, Metazoa, Arthropoda, Insecta, Coleoptera, Tenebrionidae. Bases 587 to 3568 code for a protein of 993 amino acids. The record is from RefSeq and is a predicted model, not a curated record.